Messenger RNA from Pectinophora gossypiella (pink bollworm), 3448 nucleotides. RefSeq lists its product as uncharacterized. NCBI's taxonomy places the organism in Eukaryota, Metazoa, Arthropoda, Insecta, Lepidoptera, Gelechiidae. The coding region runs from base 202 to 1989 and encodes 595 amino acids. The record is from RefSeq and is a predicted model, not a curated record. The transcript has 2 exons.
AUACAACAGACAUAGUAAUUUAAGAUCAUUAGUUACCCCCUUUACUUACUUACCUGUCAAGAUCCGUGUUUAUUUAUUAGAGUCAGUCAACACAUAAGAAUAAAGUAAGUAUACGUAUAAAUAACUUUGAAGUACUCACAUUCAUACAUUACGACGCAGACAAUACACUGAUAGUAAUGAACAAAAACUUUAUGAACAAAGAUGAAUCAUAAACGUUACAUGUCAAGUGCAUUAUUUUUUCAAAUAUUACUUAAUGUUGCAAAAUGUUCAAAUUUAACAGAUAAGGCAGUGCAUGUAGCGGAUUCUACGUUUGACCCCAAUGGAAUUACUGUAGUGAUAUGGAAAUACAGUGAUUCUGUGGAGGUGAUGGUGACGGAUGUACUUACAACUUAUCAUGGGUCUGUUGUCACUCUUGCGGUACAGAAUAGCACAGAACCUGUAAUUGAACGCCUGUAUAACAAAAUACGCGUCAAACAAACCAUUUUCAUCGCAAGUUGCCCAGAAAACUUCGAAUAUAUGGCUAAAAUGCUAAAGAAACAUGUAGUUAACUCCAUCCGUGCGAUACUGAUACUGUGCAAUCGUGGAACCGAUCAGUCUGCGGUAACUAAAGCUACCAAAGCUGCCUGGGAAUAUGACAUAGGAAAUAUCGUUGUCGUAACUACUGACGACGAAGAAGAAACUGAACAGUUUUGGACAUAUUUCCCAUAUGGCAACGGUGAUUGUGGAAACUAUACAGCUGUGCCGUUUGAUCUCACUACCGACAACUAUUUUCCUAGGAAAUUUCACAAUUACCACGGAUGCCCUAUUAGAGUAACGCUUCUUAAAUUCUUACCCUAUGUCGUGUUGGAAAAACAGAAUGGUACUGUUGUAUCUAUCAGGGGCAUCGACGGUAACAUUCUUAAUUUAGUCAUGAAAAAACUGAACGCGACGUAUGAUAUUGUGUCAUCCACAGAUCACGGUGGAAUAGGGACCAUGGUAAACGGGACACCGACGGGGUCAAUUGCUGAUCUUGUGAACAACCACGCUGAUAUAUUAUUACCAGCCAUACUGCUUACUUACCCAAGGUAUCCCAAAUUGCAGUUCUCUUACGUGUAUCAAACUCUGGACACAUAUUGGUGUGGCCCAAAUCAACGAGAGAUUUACAAGUGGGCAAAAGUACUGCUUCCAUUUUUUACCAGCAUCACACCUCUCAUCAUAGUAACUUUCACCGUAUUCAUUGUGGCCACCAAAAUCAUCCGACGAUAUGCACUUUGCCGACCGGAAAGAAAACGUGGUGUAUUUUUCAUGUCUUUUGUAAUGUUUCUUGGUCAAGAAGUAAAUUUUGAGACAAAAUGCUGGCUGGUGAACAGCUUAUUUAUAAUGUGGAUUUGGUUCUGCAUGAUUGUGAGGAUCGCAUAUCAAGGAGAUUUAGUGGACGGACUGCAGAAAGAUUUUUUGGAGCCUCCCUUAGGAGUACUCGAAGAAGCUAUCGACAAAGUUAAUGGCUACGGCGGUGUGGAAGUAUUUCACCAGUACUACAAAGACCAUCCAGCAGGAGAAAAGUUUCAAGCAUUGAAAUUGGACGAAAUACCGAUAUACAUCAAGGAUAUCGCUGAGGGGAAGCGAUUUUUGAUAAUUACUGAUAUUUUGUUGGUGAAGUAUUUCCGUGAAACUCUUCAGAAACUGGAGAAGCCGGUGGCAAGAGCGCCGGUAUGUACGUGCAUGCGAGCGGCCUGGCCGGCAGCUGAGGAGACGCAGCGACUCACAUUUCUCGUGGCGGAGACCGGCCUCAUUGAGAAGAUCAUGGACGACUUCCACUACGAGACAAUGCGAUACGGCAAUCAAUCUGACACGCGAGAAGCGCAACCUCUCACCAUGGAUACUGUAGGCGCUUUAUUCUAUGGUUUACUUGCCAUGUUUUUUGUUUGCUUCCUAAUAUUCUGUGCAGAACUUAUAUGUCAUAAGUAUGAACUGAAGAGUCCAUUUAGCCGUAAAUUCAAAGUGAAGUGAGCUCGUUUAGUGGAGGGUUAGAGAAUAAGCUGAUGUGAUGGAAAUAGCUUGUUGACUGGCAGACAGAUGGACGGACACGGACAAUUAGCCUGAUGCGUAGCGCUUCCCACCGAUCUGAUUCCACGUAAUGAAUUAUUCUAACGAUAGGAAAUAGAAAAUCCGUUAACUCAUCUAAGUAGAUGUGCUUACUUUUAUUUUGGUAUAAUUUGGGGUUGUAGUUUUAACAAUUUAUUUGGAUUGUUGCUGAAUAAGUAUAUCAAUUAUAUAUUUAUUUUUUUAUAAAAUAUUGAUGGAGUUUAGUAAAACUAUUACCUAUAUAAAGAAUCAGUAUUACCACGUGCAACGGACGAUGUUUCUGCAAUAACUUUUCUCACAAUUCCUUGAACCAAGGGUCACAUUUACAUGAGUGUGAGUACCUUCAGGAUAGUUGCAAUUUUAUUAAGUACCGUAAGCCUAUGCCAUCUGAAUGAUGCUUAAAAUAUACUUAUGGGUAAUUUAUUCAUAUUUUUACAGUAUAAACCUUCUACUAAUAAUACAAGAUUGUAACGGAAACAUAUUACAACGUCAAACAUUUUUCUUCUGCAUCCGUCUUUUUUAAAACAAUGUAUGUUAGAUUUAAUAUAUUUUACAUUUUCUUCGAUGUAUUCUGUCAAUAUAGUGCUGUAUACAUACAUAAUAUCACGCUUAUUUCCCAUUGGGGUGGGCAGAGAACAGAGUAAUUUAAGUGAGUGUUAAUUAAAGUCAAGUGCAUAUUAAUAAGUUCCGGCUCCACUGGUGUGGCACUCUUGACCGAAUUUUAGCUUUUCCCUUACAAUUGUGUAGAAAAAUAAAUGGGACUCAUAGCAGCAUGAGGUUUUAUUCUAGUCGCUGUAUACUCGCCGGCGAAUGCUUUCAGGGGUGGUCAAAUAUUCAGGCGUCACAUACGGCGACCGCGCGGCUCGCUCUACUAUAAUACUAAUUAAAUGUUUAGACUUUCGACAUUGUGGAAUAUGUGGGCAUGUACUAUUAAAAUGUACCGAUUUUCAUCCCCAGUUUGAGCGGCAAUCUCCAUGUUUUAAAAAAGGUGGUAUAUUUUGUGAGAGACAGAACUUACUUUUAACCAAAAAGACAUCUUCGAUGAGGGAUUUUCCAGACUACGUAUCCCAAAAAACUUAUAGACGGCGUUGUACAGAUUUGUCUUUGUUUAACCUUCUGAUUUCAUGGAUAACAGAUGUAUGCAUCUUUUAUCUUUCUUUUUGGGUAUAAAUGAUGACCCUUGUUAUUACACCCAGGCACAACACAUCUUCCACCCAUUAUUAAUAUAGGAACUUAUUUCAGGAACUCGGUGGCGCAGCGGUAAACGCGCUCGGUCUGCGAUUGUUGAAGUUAAGCAGCUUUCGCAAAGGCCGGUCAUAGGAUGGGUGACCACAAAAAAAAAUUUUCAUCUCGAGCUCCUCCGUGCUUCGGAAGGCACGUUAAG